This is a messenger RNA of Cylas formicarius (sweet potato weevil), 666 nucleotides long. RefSeq names its product large ribosomal subunit protein eL24 (gene RpL24). The coding region runs from base 151 to 615 and encodes 154 amino acids. Gene Ontology annotation, molecular function: mRNA binding; structural constituent of ribosome. Gene Ontology annotation, cellular component: cytosolic large ribosomal subunit. NCBI's taxonomy places the organism in Eukaryota, Metazoa, Arthropoda, Insecta, Coleoptera, Brentidae. The transcript is spliced from 4 exons. The record is from RefSeq and is a predicted model, not a curated record. Gene Ontology annotation, biological process: cytoplasmic translation.
AUCUCCUUUUUAGCUCUCGCUUUGAAACUCGUGUACUAAAAUUGAAUGACUUAUUUACGUUCCUUGCUUUAUAUUUUUUGUUAGAACAUUUUAACCAACCAAAUUCGAUUAUCUAUGGGUUCUUUUUGUUGACGUUGAGAUUUAGGCAAAAUGAAGAUCGGGCUUUGCGCUUAUAGCGGCUACAAAAUCUAUCCUGGUCAUGGAAAAACCAUGGUUAAGGUCGAUGGAAAGAAUUUUACGUUUUUGAAUUCGAAAUGCGAGCGGGCUCACUUAAUGAGACGGAACCCACGUAAAGUUACGUGGACUGUACUUUAUAGACGCAAGCAUAAAAAAGGUCAGGAAGAAGAAACCACCAAGAAACGUACGCGAAGGACUCAAAAGGCGCAACGUGCAAUUGUGGGAGCUUCGUUAAAUGAUAUCUUAGCAAAGCGGAACCAAAGACCAGAAAUUAGAGAAGCACAAAGAGAACAAGCUAUCCGUGCUGCAAAGGAAGCAAAAAAAUCUACAAAAGCUGCAAAGAAAGCUACAGCACCAGCCAAACCAAAAGCAGCCCCUAAACAGAAAAUAGCAAAAGUGGUACAGAAGGCUGCUCCAAGAGUUGGUGGCAAACGAUAAUUUAUUUAUUGUUUAAAUUUUCUAAAAAUAAAUGUGGUAAUAUACUGUGUA